AGCUCAGUCUACAAGCAGCAGUCAAAGCGGAUCGUUCAGACAGACACAGAGCUGCAGUACGCUCAGUAAUUAAAAGCUAGUCACAGUUGUUGUUGUUAUUAUCAUUGGAUGUUGUUGUGAUUUUCUUUGAUGGCGAUUUGAAAUACAUUUGAGUUUUUAACUUUUGUGAAUGUUUUGAAAUUUUGCGUUUUUCGUCUGCAAAUCAACGAAUCUCAAAUUCAAUCAAUUUCAAAUCACGAAUUAAAUAGAAAGACAACAACAAAAUGACGCAACCCUUGAAGUUCUAUUUUGAUUUUCUAAAUCAGUCGAGUCGCGCGCUCUACAUAUUCCUAGAGGCAUCCAAAAUACCAUUCGAAGCGAUACCCAUAUCCAUGCUCAAAGGCGAGCACUUGACUGGCGAGUUUCGGGAUAAUGUGAAUCGCUUUCGCAAGCUGCCGGCGAUCACCGAUCAUGGCUAUCAGCUGGCCGAGAAUGUGGCCAUCUUUCGGCAUCUGGCACGCGAGAAACUGGUACCGGAGCAUUGGUAUCCACGUCGCCACUUGGGACGCAGUCGCAUCGACGAGUAUCUCGCCUGGCAGCAGUCCAACAUGGGUGUGGCCUGCACCGAUUAUUUCCAGCAGAAGUGGCUAGUGCCGUAUCUACAAAAGACGCGGCCAUCCGAUAAUGCGGUAAACGUGGCUAGCAAACAAUUGGAGCAUACACUGAACGACUUUGAGCAGCUGUUCCUCAAUUCGCGCAAGUUCAUGAUGGGCGAUAAUAUAUCCUUUGCCGAUCUGAGUGCCAUCUGUGAGAUUGAUCAGCCCAAGUCCAUUGGCUUUACGGCAUUCAAGAAUCGCAAUAAGCUGGCCCGUUGGUAUGACUCGGUGCGUGAGGAACUGGGUCCCUACUACAAGAGCGUGCAGGAGGAGUUCGAGACGAAACUGAAGCUGGCCAAUGGGCAGCAGGGCGAGGCACAGGCGCACGCCUUGAAGCAAUAGUCCGUACUCCCUUCCAGGCUGUUUGUUGUAUUUAUAUAAAUAUUUGUAUAUUAUGUGAAGCGAACAGAUUUAAUUGUAAAAUUCUUCUUUUUUUUUUUUUGUUAAUAUGUAUAUGUACUUAUGUAUAGCUUAGCUUUUAGUUACUAAACGAUUAUUAUAUACUCACCAUAAAAGACAGAAAUAUACGAAAAACAAAACAUA
Drosophila busckii is the source of this 1178-nucleotide messenger RNA. It is a transcript of the gene GstT4, whose product is annotated as glutathione S-transferase theta-3. Gene Ontology annotation, cellular component: cytoplasm. Lineage: Eukaryota; Metazoa; Arthropoda; Insecta; Diptera; Drosophilidae. Bases 264 to 977 code for a protein of 237 amino acids. Gene Ontology annotation, molecular function: glutathione transferase activity. The record is from RefSeq and is a predicted model, not a curated record. Gene Ontology annotation, biological process: glutathione metabolic process. The transcript has 4 exons.